AUGCUGGCGCUGAAGCCGAAACUGGUGACAGGUCUUGAUGGAGAACUUCUGAGAAUAUCUGGUAAAGGAAGACUGGUAGAGAAUGCUCAAUGCCUAGUCCGCCCUAUGUAUACACAAUGUAUUAUGCACGAACAAAUAAGUAUCGUUACAGGAACAGAACCCAGACGCGCGGAGUUCCAGGUGGGGCAAGAAACUGCGCGCGAGGAUUCGCUACGAGCUGAUGUCACGUUAGCAGGUUCAGAUCGCUGUCAACUGCACAACACUAGAAAUUCGUCAGUAAGCAUAGAGAACAACACGAGCGAAUAUACCGAUUCGGAGGACCAUGCUCUUAGAACAAUACAUAGAUUAAAAAACGAGGAUGGAUAUAUUAUAUACAGACUGACUCAACAGAAUCAAACCGAAACCUAUAAUAGUAAACGACGAGAGAGACAAAAAAACAAAGAACCAGUCAUUGUCAUUAAUAAUCUAGAUGGCAAACAUGAUAUAGAAGCAAUGGUAAAUCAAAUUCUAGCACAACAAGAACUCUCCAAUGCUUCGUCGCUAUUCGUGGUUGUACCGACAUCAGAAGAAAAUAUUCCCAAUCCCAUGAUAGCACCUCCCCGGUCCACAGUUUGUGUUCAGUUAUCAGAACACCGUCACAGUAAUUGGAACGAAAAUGAUGAGAUUGAUGAAUUGGAUUUAGUUCCACCACACACACGCGGACUGAAAAUAUCAACAAAAGGCAAAAAAUUUUGUUUAGAAGGUUUAACAGAGACGUUGUCAUCUCUCAAUGACGAGGAAACUAAAAAGGGUAAACGACGAAAGUUUUUUAAAAUGUUCCAUAAGCAUGAAAAAAAAGAAAAAGUAAGAGAGACAGAAAAUGAAACAAACGCGGGGGAAGGAAAAGAAGGAGUAAUAGAUAAAAGAGAAAAGGCAACGAAGAACAAACUUUGUCAAAUAACUACUCCUAUGGAAAUGUUUCGAAAAAUUCAAAGAAGUAUAAGUGAUGAGACUACUGCCAUCGAUCAAGGAGGCGGCGUUUCUACUGAGAACAAACCCAGCAAAGACUCCAAACAAGGUUGUGUAGAAUCAUCGAAUGUUGUGUCUGAAUUAAUCACUCCUCUACUAGUUAACCAAGGUCUGAAAUGCGAUAGACACCGAAGAAGGCCAUUAAUGAUAAGCGUCACUCAACAGGCAUCAAUCAUGUCUAUAGGCCACAGGUCCGCAGUAUCUCCGUGUCAUAUUUCUGGAGGCAGUAUCAGCGGAGGACGCCGUAACGCUAUGCAAUUGGAUAAAAUUCCAAUAAAACUGAUCUGUCCUCCAGCGGAAAAUCCAAACGACACUACCGAGGCCCCAGAGACAGGGGGUAAUUGUCAAUGCUGCCCCGAGAAAUUACAGCAAAUGCUAGAACAAGCACUCGCCCAAAAAACUAAAAAUGUGACGUCCACAGGAUGUGGUGGUGACGCUAUCUGUAAAAACCACCCAGAAUCAGAGUUGGAAGAAGAUUCAAACACGGGUUGUACGUGUAGUGGUAAAAGAAAACGAAUAUCAUGCCCAUGUGAAUUAUUUCCGCUGCCAAUAUCCAAAACUACUGAUGGUCCAAAGACAGGGACUAGAUCAUUGAGCUGCCAGUGCUGUGAUUGUGGUGAAUCUAAAUUAAAAUUUUGUCCAGGAGAUAAAAACUUGGGCAAGUGUACAAUGGAAGUAGUAGGACCUGCAGGUGGAGUUUCACUAAUUGAAUCAGACGGAACUUAUACCCAAGCAGGUAUGAUUCAAGCCGAGGCUGGAACUGGCACCGAUAUACCCCUUAAGGAAUGUGUAUGCGAGGAGAAACGUAAAAGAAGGAAUUGUGAAUAUCCUUGUGAAUGUCCUCCCCCGGAACCCGAACCAGAACCAGAGCCAGAACCCGAGCCUGAAAUUACGCUUGCACCGAAGACUGAGCCUGAAAUUGUGAUUUUGACCCCGCCUGGAAUUGUGAUUGUACCAGACCCUGAGCCGGAACAAUUAAGUGAGAUCGAUCCAGCAAUCGCAGAAAAAAUUAAAUUGAAACAAAAGUCUGAUGAAACACAUGCACAUUCUGGAUUCACAUUCUUUAAGAAGAAACCACCACCACCAGCACCACCAGCUUCUGCUCAGGAGCCACCAGAAAUACAACUAACACUAGAAGAGGCUGUCAGGUACUAUGCUACUUUAAAGCCAGAGAUAAUACAGGAUUUUAUCCCUCCUCCAAUAAUUAUUCGCGAAAAAGCUGAUUUUAAAGAGUGUAAAUGUGAUGAACGCAAGAAAAAAAAGAAAAAGAAGCAAAUCAUAUGUGAAUGCCCCUUUGUUGAACCCGAGCCCCCACCUCCGCCACCAGAACCAGAGCAAGAAGCAGUAACCGAACUAGAACCUAGACCAGGCCUAAAACCAUUGGUAGUACCACGACCAAAGUCGUUGGCUGAGGAAACUCCAAACAGUGAGGAUCCUACUUCUAACCAAGGAGAUGGUCCCAGCGGAGGAAUCAAACUGGCAAUAUUUGGCAAAGGUUCUGGGUCUAGGGGUCUCAGUGAUUUAUAUUGUUUCGAAAAAAUGGCAUCAGACAAAGAAAAUUCAGACAAAAAAUCCUAA
Molecule: messenger RNA, 2586 nt
Organism: Spodoptera exigua (beet armyworm)
Lineage: Eukaryota; Metazoa; Arthropoda; Insecta; Lepidoptera; Noctuidae
Source: the annotation of a GenBank genome assembly